Messenger RNA from Penicillium diatomitis, 468 nucleotides. RefSeq lists its product as uncharacterized. The record is from RefSeq and is a predicted model, not a curated record. The transcript has a single exon. The coding region runs from base 1 to 468 and encodes 155 amino acids. NCBI's taxonomy places the organism in Eukaryota, Fungi, Ascomycota, Eurotiomycetes, Eurotiales, Aspergillaceae.
AUGAAUUUCUCGCCGGCCUUGCCCCUGGAAGCAACCAAUAGCCAGUUUCUAGUCACGGUUCUGAAAUGGGUCUUCUGGGGCCGGCCGAAGCUCACUCACCAAGGGUGUGACAUGGCCUUGGGUUGGGGGCUCUGGCGUCAACAUAACCACGGGCCAAAAUGCCAUCUCGAUACCCUCACCCAUCGAUAUCCCUGUGAUCUCGAUGACAAUGGGCUUCGCCGGAUCCGCAUCCCAAGCAUCCUCCCAGUCCCCAACUUCCUCGGCACAAGCGUCUGCAAAUUCGAAUUCCUCGUCAGAUUCAAUCGCUCAGUCAUCUUCUAUAUGCCCAUCAUCAGCCGCACCACAGAUAUCCACUACAGCUUCGGAGAGCGGCACUUCUUCCCAGUCAACGUUUGGUCUCGAGAUAGGCCUAGGAGUGGGCUUGGGGGUGCCGCUGAUCGUCGUCGCGUCAGUUUGCAUCAGUUUUAG